GCACAAAAUGGUAAAUAGCUGUUUGCCCUAAAAAAGAUCGAAUUCAUGAUGUUCUUACGGUAAGAGGCAAUCAACUAUCACAUGACGUUGUUGGAUAUUUAUUUUAGGCAAUAGUUCUUGUCCACCAUUAUGUCCCGGAUGAUAGUGUUGGCCUUCUGGUAGCCGUUGAUCGUUGAAAGCGCCCUUUCCUUUUUGAACUGCUUUUUUGAAAAACUUAGAAGAAACAACCAGGACCCACAUGAUAUGAGAUUUUAAUUUCACCAUCUUCCUUAAUUUGACAUCGGCGGUUUGCCAGAAUUAGAUCAGGCAUCCGUUUUGUCAAAAAGGAAAUCUUACCCAACGACAGUAGCACCUUGAUUUGAAGGGGGGAAACAAGAACUGGUUAAUCCGUUUUUUCCAUUAUCUUCUUCCCCUUUUAUUGAUUUCAAACUAUUAUUUUUCCAGGAAAGAAAAAAAGAACAGUGAAUUAAUGCUUAGUCUUUCUGAUUCUGAUUUCCUAAUCUCCCCUGCUUUCCUAGAAAGAGAUCCAAUCUCAUUUUGAUUUCCCCCUCCGUUUUCUCACUCGGUUUAUCUAUCCUGGGUUCCUUCUGGUUGUUGAUAUGGAAGAUGUACCUGGAAAAAUGAUGCAGAGGCUCUCUAGCCGUUACCUCUGCAAUCAAUGAACAGGUACAAAACAAUGUAAAGCUGCCCCCUUUUCCAGUUUCCUAUUAAAAAGCUCGUAUCUUUACCAACCCCCAAAAAUCAUUACUACGUUUCUGGGGUUUGAAUUCUGAAAUCUGCAUUUGUCGGGGGAGGGUUUUAAGGAUUUCCAGGCGCCUGUAUUCUAACAUUCACCUCUGUCUAAUUGGGUUAUUGACCUAGCAAUCAAUCCAUCUUCCCCUGCCGCAUAUCUCUGGUAAGUGUCUCCUCAAUUCUCAUCCUUUCUGCCCAUUUCAUUCUUCCAUAACUUUGCUAGUGUUAAUACGAUAUAUGAGUUUAGGGUUUUACCCCCUGGUUUAUGAUUUUGGUCAUGUGUUUGUUGUUAGUUGAAACUUUUGAGAAUUUUUGUCUUUUUAAUCUGCAAACAAACAUAUUUGGGGGGAAGAAAUGGCAAUUAGAUGCGUUUUCUGACUUGGGAAUUCCUUCUUUGUUUCUGUGUUUGGGUAUGGAGAAGACUCAGAGCUGGUGAAAUUGAUCUGACCAAACAAUUCCUUGACCAUGGCUGAAACCCAUCACCAUGCCAUGUUGCUGCCGGAGACUGAUGCGUUUAGUCUAAGAGAAGCACUCCAUGGGCAGCAGCAGAUCCUGCAAAAACUCUACCGCGAACUGGACGUGGAAAGGGAAGCUGCUGCAACUGCAGCUAGUGAAGCCAUGUCCAUGAUCCUGCGCCUGCAAGGUGAGAAGGCUGCAUUGAAGAUGGAAGCCAGCCAAUACAAGAGAAUGGCAGAGGAAAAAAUGUGCCACGCGGAAGAGACGCUGGAACUCUGCGACGACAUGAUGUACCAGAAGGAGAUGGAGAUCGCAUCCCUCGAGUUCCAGCUUCAGUCUUACAGGAACAGACUUGUCAGCACGGGUCCUAACGAUGCACCCGAGCUUGAUCUUGCAUCUCACAAAAGCGACACUUCGUUUGGGGAAAAGGGUAGCGGUGUGAGGAGGCUCAACUCGUUGCCUCAGCUUGCUUUGAUGGAUUUUAGCCAAAAGAAAGUAGGGUUUGACAGGAAGCAACUUCCCUCAACUAGCACAGCUACUAUUGAUGAGGAAGCCGAAUUUCAAGAGAUUCAUGAGCUGGAGAAGAAGUUAGUGGGGGGUCAUACUGCUGGAGACUUAAAUUCUUACUGGGAACAGAUCAAGAAAUUGGACGAACGACUGAAAGAGAUGUCGGAUGGAAGCAGCAAAGAUCAUACUAGCAAAAACAAGUCUGCAAUUUGGAGAGGUGGGACUUGGUCUCAUUCAUCAUAUUCACAACUUACUGAAGGAAAUAAUGGCAAUAUUUCUGGUGAGAAUUCAACUUCACGAGACUUGGAAGUUGGUUUGAGUUCUCUUUUACCUUCCAAUAAUGGUAUGGAUGACAAUCUUGAGAGUCAAAAAAAGCGUUGUGAACAGUUAAGGAAAGGUACAUCGUCAGGAGAGCAAGCGAAGACAGAGUUGCAAUGUCCUUCAAGCAACGAGAAGAAGAAAGCUCCCAAAGACGCACCACUUGUUGACCAUGGUGGUUUGCCUCCUUCUCCUGCUUCAGCACAUCAUCCUUUGGUGACGCCAUGCGAUUACCAGAAGCUGAUGCGAAGAAUUGAGAGGCUGGAGAGGGGGAGGAACAAUGUGAGGCAGCACCAGGAGAUUGUUUCUUGUGGAGGAGGGCAAACAGCAGAAGAAGAGAUGCAUCUGUUGAAGGCGAUUCAAGAACAGCUGAGUGGGAUCCAGACCGAACUCAGGAGUCGAAAAGCUCAGAAACCUAUUGUUCCAGAUGAACCAUGUCUUGAUGUUCUCCAAGAGGCAAUGUUAUACUUCUGGCUAUAAGACAAUCAAUGAGUUUCAUACUGUACAUUGCUACAAACAUUACUACAUACAUUAGUUUUUGUGAGAAAAAAAAGUUUAGUGUGUAGAUCUGCACUUCUCUGCAGACUGCAGGAGAUGGUGACAUUCUGAUACACAAGGCAAGGCAGUUUGUAUAUAAGUAAAUAGGCCAGUGGCGGAUACAUGGACAUCUAGGGACACCCCUAAAAUUUGGAAGAACGCUUAUCCAACCCACGAUUGUAGUUUCGUAUGGAGAAAAAAAUUAUAAUUGGUAAUUCGGGACACCUUUAAAUUUGAAAAAAAUGAUUAUACUACUCUCGAUAGUAGUUUGUGUAAGAUUAAAAAAUUAUAAAUGGUAGUUUGUGUUAUUCAAACUUAGGACACUAUUAGUAUUAAACAUAUUCUUUAGGUUGCAACUCAUUUCUUGUUCUAUUUAAACACUAAGAAAUAGUAAAAACAUUAUUGCUUAUCCCCAACUAUUUUCAAGACCUAACAACUAAACUAAUUGUGGGUUAUCCUUAAUUUGAUUUGAUUUUAUAGUUACACAGCAAGAGUUAAAAGAGUCUUUCAACUUUGAGAUACAUAAAGUACAAGGUUAGAAUUCGAAUAUGAGAUCAGUUCGUAUAUUAUUGUCUAGUAUGAUAUAUAGAUUUGUUGAGCAGUAAAGACAUCGAGUAUAUUUUAUAUUCUAUUUCAGAAUAUGAAAACACGUCGUGGCCUUUUGUUAAAAUUUGUACUAGUCAUGUAUUUUCUUAUUUAUGAAUUAUUUAUUUUAUUAUUUAUUUUUUUAAAGAGGACACUCCUAUAAAAAAUUUCUGGAUCGGCCACUGAAAUAGGCAUGACUGAUUUCUUCUUCUCUGACUCCUUCUGUAAAUAGGGUGAGUGCCUGCCUUUCAGUUGAAUCUUUGGCACCUUUCUUUGUACCGUGGUUGUUCUAAAUGACACCCGAGGGGCUCUCAUUUUACAAGAUCGUCUUGUUUGUUAUUGGGCUUGUCAAGACUACGGGCACUUUUAUUCACUAUAAACUGUUACACGUAAUUAGGAAUACAAGGUCGGCAAUAUCUCGAUUUUCAUGUCUUGUGGCAGGUUAAGUCGAUCAUAUCAUUUAUAAUUUAUUAGAGACUUAGAGUUGAUACAUAUCUAAUAUCUUGGUCAAUUUUUUAAUCUAUAAUAUUGUGGCCAUAAUUAUACCACGUGGCAUCCACAUCGUCAAGAUUGAGAGAUCAGGUAAAAAAAUUAUAUAUUGGGAGGAAAGAAAAGAAGGGGGAAAAACAAAUUAAAGGAGGGGCUAAGAUCAGGUGACUAAGGGGGUUCCUUAGUCACAUAACUAGGUCAAUCUCCACCCUUCACCUCAUUAAAAUUCAAUGGCCCAUAAUAAUCCAAUUUAAUAAAGGACAAUAUAGUAAUUGCAUGAUUAUUUAAUUUAUUAAUUUAGAUAAUAAACAAAGAAAAAUCAAUUUGACCGCUGCUGCCUUCGCGGUUCCCCCGGCCAGAAAAAAUUUCUGCCGGCUUUUGUUUUUUUUUCCGGCGUCUCCUCUAGCCGGCGGCGACAUUUGCGAUUGGCGGUUGCUGUCCAUUUAUACCACGUGGCAUCCACAUCGUCAAGAUUGAGUGAUCAGAUAAAAAAAUUAUAUAUUGGGAGGAAAGAAAAGAAGGGGGGAAAACAAAUUAAAGGAGGGGCUAAGAUCAGGUGACUAAGGGGGUUCCUUAGUCACAUAACUAGGUCAAUCUCCACCCUUCACCUCAUUAAAAUUCAAUGGCCCAUAUUAAUCCAAUUUAAUAAAGGACAAUAUAGUAAUUGCAUGAUUAUUUAAUUUAUUAAUUUAGAUAAUAAACAAAGAAAAAUCAAUUUGACCGCUGCUGCCUUCGCGGUUCCCCGGCCAGAAAAAAUUUCUGCUGGCUUUUGUUUCUUUUUUCGGCGUCUCCUCUAGCCGGCGGCGACAUUUGCGAUUGGAGGGAGGGAGGGAGGGAGGGAGGGAGGGAGAGAGAGAGAGAGAGAGAGAGAGAGAGAGAGAGAGAGAAUUUCCCGGUGAUAGUGUUGGAUUUUGUGAUGUUUGCUGACCUAUUUUGUAAUGUUUGUAUAGAUUCGGUUUGUAUUGUUUGUCAUUUUUAGUGACAUUUUGUACGGUUAGUAUGCUUUGUACUGUUUGUCGGUUUAUUUUGUAAUGUUUGUACGCUUUGUUAUUUUGUAAUGUUUGUCGGGUUUUUUUUGUAAUUUUGUAAACUUUGUUAUUUUGGUGCACCAUGUUUGUAAUGUUUUUUAUGUCUAAAAAACUUGGUUGACUUUUGGAUGGAACUCCUCUAUAUAGGGAUGGAGCCUCCAAAGUCAACCCGGGUGUUUUUUCCAGUUCGUAUGGAUUGUCGGUCUAGUUUGUCAUUUUUGUCCACCAUGUUCGUAAUGUUUGUAUGUCUAAAAAACAACCGGUUUGACUUUGAGACGGAGCCUUCUAUAUAGGGAUGAAGCCUCCAAAGUCAACCCAGGUAUUUUUCCAUUUUGUAUGAAUUUUUGGUCUAGUUUGUCAUUUUUGUUCACCGUGUUUGUAUGUCUAAAAAACACCGGGGUUGACUUUGGGAAGGAGCCCCACUUUAUAGGGAUGGAGUCUCCAAAGUCAACCUGGUUGUUUUUUCUUUGGGUUAUAGGUAUAAUAUGCCCCUCUACUAUGACGUUUUAUCAAACAUACCCCUCUAUUAUCUUUUACAUCAAACAUGCCCCUGUACUUUGGAAAACUUGCCAAACAUGCCCUUUUGUUAAAAUUUUCAUCCAAAAACCGUUAACCAAGACCGAACUUUGGUUUGGGCGACCCAAAUAUCUAAAAUAUCCCUAAUAAUUUCACUUUAGAGUUUUUUUUGUUCUUUUGUAUAGCCAAAUAAUUCUAAUAAUUUCACUUUGACGACACCUAGAGAAAUAAAACAAGGGUCAAAACUGACAUUUCUCCUCCCAUUUAUCGAUGUUAGUUCGUCUAAAUCUCGGUUCAACCAUGAUUGACGAUUUUUUCAAUGGAAAUUUCAACUUAAGGGCAUGUUUGAUAAUUUUUCCAAAUUACAGGGGCACGUUUGAUGUGAAAAAUAGUAUAGGGGCAUGUUUGAUAAAAAGUCAUAGUAGAGGGGCAUAUUAUACAUAUAACCCUUUUUCUUUUUGUAUGGUUUGUAUUGUUUGUCGGUCAAGUUUGUAUUUUUUGUACAGUUCAUAUGUUUGUAUGUUUUGUCGCUCUAGUUUAUACUGUUCGUAUGCUUGUAUGAUUUGUACUGAUUGUAAGUUCGGUUUGUAUACUUCGUAAUUUUCCAUAAUACCCAAACUACCCCUGUCAUUAAUUAAAUAGUUCUUCCCACUUUUUAACCAUCAGAUUGCUAUAUCCAGAUCUAAAAGCUAGGAGGGGCAUAGUCAAGUGACUAAACACUCAAAGUCACUGUAUCCUCUCUCUUAAAGGAGGGCAUGCAUCAAAUUAGUAUGCAAUAUUAAUGAUGUUAAUAAUAAUAAAGAUAUGUCAAAAUC
This is a messenger RNA of Linum trigynum, 5983 nucleotides long. Lineage: Eukaryota; Viridiplantae; Streptophyta; Magnoliopsida; Malpighiales; Linaceae. The record is from the annotation of a GenBank genome assembly.